AUGACGAGCUGUAUUUUUAGCAACUCGGAAAAGAAAGAACUGCAGAUGUUAAAGAGGCAUUUUAGGGUUACUCAUCCAGGUGUAACCCAACCAGACAGGCUCAUAUACAAAAGGAAGAAGGGGAAGAGGGUGAAACAGGGAAUUUACCUGCAUGGGAAUUACCCCAACUACUUUUACGAAAGGUACUGGAAGAGGAAAAAAAAGUGUGAAGAGAUCUCCCAAGGUGGUGCAGUCACGGAACGUAGCGAAAUCUCCCAAGGUGGGGCAGUCACCGAAAGUGGAGCAGUAACCCAGGGUAGGGAAAUUCCCCAAUGUGGAGCUGUCACCCAAGGUGAAGAUGAAGAGGCCAAAGAGAAGAAAGAAACAGAUAAACAGUGCAAAUCGAAUGAACGAAUUUGCAAGGUGAUGGAAGUUGCUGAUGCGAAUAAGAAGCAAAUCAUCGAUGAUUACAGAUUAACCCACGUGAAUAAUCUGAUGAAGGGGAUUUUUUAUGGUAAGGACAUCCUGGACAUUGGCUGCAAUUGUGGAAUAACCACCUUUUUGCUUAGUCUUAAGUAUAAGUGCCGAGUUGUCAAUGCCAUUGACAUUGAUUGUAACCUCAUUAAUAACAACGUCACUUUGCUGAGAACUUUCAUCGAAUUUGUUUUAGUAUAUAACAGCCAGAACCAUGUUGUCCCUUUUUUCCUGCGCCGCCGUAACUUGACGCAAAUGCAGAGGGAUAUCUUCCUCGAGGUACAUCUCCUGCGGGAAGCGGUAAAAGGGGAAGCGGCAAAGGGCAGAGCGGCGGGGGGCAAAAUGGACGAAGCGGCGGGGGGCAAAAUGGACGAAGCGGCGGGGAGCGAAAUAGACCAAGCCACAGGGGAAAAACCCGAGAGCGACCAAAAAAUGGCCUCCACUCACGAGCGCGUCUUCCCCUUCAAUAUAUAUUUCUCCUGCUCGGACAUUUUUGACAAAGUGUUCCAAACCGCGCACAGCAAGUACGACGUAAUUAUUUGCUUCUCUGUGUUGAAGUGGAUACAUUUGAACCAUGGGGACGCUCAGGUGAUUCUCUUUUUCGAUCGCGUCCACAGUCUUCUAAAAGAAGGAGGGCAUUUCGUCCUGGAGUAUCAUAAAGAGAUAAAAUACAAGGUUAAGAAAUGUGACAGGGAUUAUUACACACACGAGACAAAGCUCAGUUAUAAAAAUUUCGAUGCCAUUGCUCGGGGGGCGUAUCAAAAUAGCAGUAGGAUGAAUCUCGUUGAACGCACGAUUUUUGACGCCAACGCGGAAGAAGGCCCAAGUGGGAGGAAGAAGGAGCCCGGCAUGUUCAGCAGAAUUGUUUGCAUUUUUCAGAAGGUGUAA
Molecule: messenger RNA, 1341 nt
Organism: Plasmodium inui San Antonio 1
Lineage: Eukaryota; Apicomplexa; Aconoidasida; Haemosporida; Plasmodiidae
Exons: 1
Coding region: 1-1341 (446 amino acids)
Biological process (GO): snRNA modification
Molecular function (GO): RNA methyltransferase activity; snRNA binding; O-methyltransferase activity
Source: RefSeq, a predicted model, not a curated record